AUGAGUCGGAACUUUAUCACCGCUGCUCUCACAAUUGGUGUUGGCGUCUUUACAGGCUAUUACACCUUCCAGCCAGCCUUGCAGGAGCUUGCAGUUCAAAAGGCCCAUGGCCAGCAGCCUGGCUCCUCCCCGGACACCAAGAAAGAUGCCGGCAUUCCCGCCAACGAUGCCCCGAAUGCCACUCCCAACUCCGGAGUCCCCGGGUCCGAAACGAGCAAUUAG
Molecule: messenger RNA, 222 nt
Organism: Penicillium verhagenii
Lineage: Eukaryota; Fungi; Ascomycota; Eurotiomycetes; Eurotiales; Aspergillaceae
Exons: 2
Coding region: 1-222 (73 amino acids)
Source: RefSeq, a predicted model, not a curated record